ACAGAUGGCGACAGCAGCGCAGGCAGUUACUUUCUCAGCAUUUCUCGGCACACGUCUACGCUUUUGGGGGGCAACUUGUGGAGUUCCGUGCUAAUCUUUCCAGCCAAAUAGGUUGUCGAGUCGCAUCGCUAAUCAUGCUCGCUCGGCCAGUGACAAGUAUUGACAUUCAGCGGCCGAGGGCGACCGAUAACUGAGUAAACAACUCGCCGCCACUUCAGAGGUGAAAACUGUAGUGACCCGCGUCUAAAAUGGAGUUGAGGUGGUCUUCCUACAAUGAUCAAGCGAUAGUCUGAUGUUAUCGAAGAAAAAAGACCUCAAAUAUCUUCGAGAUGGUGUGGCAGGCAAGUACGUCAAAAAGGAAACACCACCGCACGUUCCAGUGGUGAACACCUGGACAACCGCGAACCACCGCCAGAACCAGCGAUCGGCCGAAGAGGCGCAAGAGCAGUCUGCGUCGGAGCCUGCCAGCUUGGCUCAGAAAUGCGCCCGAGCCUGUCAGAACCGGGCAGGCCAACAGAGCCUCUCGGUGCCGCAGGGUGCCUCCGGAAACGCCAAAGAGCACAACGCUCCGCUGGGACCGUUUCUAAGGUCCGCGUCUCCGGUCCCUGUUGGGCAGCAUUCGCAUCUGAAUGCAGCGUCGUCGUCGACGGCCGGGGCUGCGUCCCUGGGCGUGCCCGAACAAAGCUCGGCCAGCUCGUCGCCGAAGGCAAGGCACGCAGCGUCCAGCACUGUUGGGGGUGUGAGCGUCAGUGUGGCGGCAGCGAGGCCCAUCGCCACGGUGCCUCAGCUGGUGCCGCAGCAGGUGGUGCUCGUCUCUCCGCAGGGUCAGGCGCAUGGGACCCACGUGUACGCCAAUCCGUACGUCUCGCAGCGGCCAUCUUUCGCCCAUGAGUCACCCACGCAUCUGCACAAGGGCUCAGCUGGCCCAUUCUUUGAAGAUUCACAACACCAACAGCAGCAGCAGCAGCAGCCUCUGCCGUCACCGUCGUCCAUGAUGAUCGGGGCGGCGGGGGGGAUGCCAGAAGACCGGCUGGCCCUGGACUCGGCAUUGCAGGACAACUACUACCACCAGAUGGAGGAGAACUACCAGAUCCAGCUGUACCACCAGCAGAAGCGGCAGCAGUACGCACAGCAAAGCCACAACCAGCUGUCGCUUCACCCUGCUGAGCACCACCAACCUCUCCACAGCCCGGGCCCACCGCACAUCACCCGGGUGUCCGUGAAUGCCGGUGGCUCCAGCCCCGUGAGCAGUCAGCACCAGCUGCCAUCGCCGGUGUCGAUAUCGGCCACCACGGUGGUCACGUACACCCCAGGCAUCUUCAGCUCCAGCCAACUGCUGCCCGCGGCCAUCACGAGUGCCACCGCGGCGCUUCCCGUCCCGAGCGGCCACCUGGCCGUGUCUGCCGCCGGCGCCGUGGCGACGACUGCGUCUCCCACGUCCAGCCAUCCGCAGCUUCUCAGCCUUGCACCGCAAAACGUGUCCUCCGCUGGCGGCAGCAAUACGUCCCUGCAGAGGUUUCCGAACAGCGGCGGAGGCUCGCAGCCACGACUGGCGGCCAAGAACGCGGAGGAGCUUCCCCUGCCACCAGGUUGGACCGUGGACUACACGAUGCGCGGCCGGCGCUACUACAUAGACCACAACACCAAGACGACCCACUGGAGCCAUCCUUACGAGAAAGAGGGUCUGCCCACCGGCUGGGAGCGUGUUGAUUCUCCCGACCACGGUGUCUAUUAUGUCAACCACAUCACCAAGCAGGCACAGUACGAGCACCCGUGCGCCACUCAGUACGGACAGAGCGGCAGCUCGCCCCCUACGGGCCACCUGCCACCUCCUCGGCACACGAACUUCCACCAGCACAGCGUGCUGGUACCAGCCAACCCUUACCUCACAGAAGAGAUCCCGAAGUGGCUCUACAUCUACUCAAGGGCACCUCAGGAGUCCGACCACAAGCUGAAGUGGAACCUUUUCCGGCUGCCGGAGCUGGAGUGCUUCCAGGCCAUCCUGAACCGGUUGCACCGGCAGGAGUUGGAGGAGGUGGUCAUGAGUUAUGAGGUAAAGCGCCUGGCCAUAUCCAAGGAGUUCGAGCGGCGCCAUGCGCUAGAGCUGGCCAAGGGUCGCAAGGCCUCCACCAAGUUAUGACUGCUCCGUGGAGAGAGAGAGAGAGAGAGGAAAACCUUGGGUGCGGCACCACCACCUCCUAGUCACAAGAACGUCUGCGUGCCGCAAAUGUCAUUGUGCCCUACCCACUGCUUCAGCUUUGUCCUUGAUAGUAUGCAGCUUUGGGGGCCGCGCUGGUCGUGCGUCCUCAAUGCUGCCUCUUCUUCAUUAAUGGCUGUGCGGUGAACAAGUGUUUUCUUUCCCUUGGAAUGCCGAGCGUGUGUUUGCGUGCUGGGUUUUGUUGUUGCUGCUGGUGUCAGCCGACUUGCAGGCUUGAUCAAGCAAACGGGACAGUUCUGCAUGUCCGUAAACUUAUUGCCAUUUGCGGAGUACCAGGGUAUCGGAGAUGUAGACAUGAGCAGAUUUGUUGGUGGCCCCAUCUAUUUUUUUUUAAAGCAAAUGGGUUUACGUAACCUUUUUGUCUGUUUUCGUGGUGGCCAGAGGCUGUUGGUGGUUGGACUUUCACUGCCAGUACAAAGGCGUCGGUGCAAGGGGCAUGUACUCUCGUGUUACUGAGUUGCGGUAGUGCAGCUUGGUAAUGCGCUAUACCUCAUUGAGACACAUGUGUGGUCUACCUAUAUCACUACAAAUGUGCUGGUUAACGACUCUGUUAUUAGCGAAAUUAUGCAUGAAACAACAAAUGCUGCCCAAACAUCCUCACUGCAACAGUUGUACGCCUUCAAGCACACAAUUUCUUUAAUAAAGUGAACAGCUCUCUAGAAGUGUUCAGCUCUUCACUUAAAUGGACAAUCGUCGUAGAUACUUUCUGCAGUAUUUUUUUUGUCAAGCUUCAUGUCCUACGGCAUAGAUGUUUGUGUAAACGAAAGCGUGGAGGCUCUUCUCAUGUUUAAAUUGCAGUAUUGUCCUAGCAGACUUAUAUUCUAUGAGCUAACACCUAUAACCCGCAGCUUGAUCUACUUAUAGCUCGACGGAUUGGGCUACAAACCUUAGCAAGACGAAACUCGGAGCUAUUAUUCUAGUGACCACCUGUAUUUUACCCAGCCACUGAUGCAAAGCGUUGCCUGCAGCGUAAUCGUUAACACACAUUCUUUCUUUUAUUUUCCUUCAGCAAGAGCACUCGUUUAAGACAAAAACAUUGCGAAUGCAUCGUUGGACAGUGUGUCGCAAGAUGCCGCUACCAGCGUCGUUGCUGCUGUCCACGUCUCUGGUAACCCGGUAUUCCAUGAAGGGACAAGCUAGAACUCUUAAUACCUGUGCCACAUAGGCGAGAAGGAAUUGCAUUAACUGCUCAAUGCCUUGUUUAAUGUCAUUUGUGCAGUACACGUACUUAAUGCCAUGAAAGCCUAAUGUCUCUUGCAGUGGCUCAUCCAACGGUUGAAUGCAUAUUUUCUCCAUCCCAACGUUGGCAUAUACAACUGUACGCCAUCGUUGCAAGGUUUAGUGCGAUUGAAAAUGAACUUGUAACAACAACUUCAGGUGCAAUGGCAUUAACUUGGGUUUUAGAAAAUGGCGUUAACCUUGCCCCUGUGGUGCAGGUAUAAUGUCCCUGGACGAAUAGCUUUUGCUGAGUAAUGACAACCGCAGCUGUUUCCCUUCAAACGCGUUUGAAUGUGGUGGAUGUGUUUCGAUGUACUCGCUGCAAUGUUGGUUGCUGGAUUGCAUUCUGCGUCGGUAAUCCUAAAGUGUAGCCAAAAGAAAGAAACAGAAUGUUUGCAGUUUUCUCAGUAUUAUUGCUUUCAUCUACCACAAGCACCAGAUGACAGAGCACUUUAUGAAGAACACUCUGGACAGCAGUGUUGCGAUGGUUCUCAGUGCUUGUCUUUUCAUAAGAAAAGCGUAUCUAUAAACUCUAGAUCAUGCUGUUAGGUUACUGAGAAAGUUGAUCCAGCUGCUAUAUAUAUGCUGGAAGGUUUUGAAGCUUGUGCAUUGUUUGUUUGGAAGCUUGCGUGUUGUUUAUUUGUUUUUUGACAGAAUUCUACGCAAGAGCUUUGUGAAUGACUGUUUUGUGGGUUGCAUAGCGCAUUUUUAAAAAAAUGUCUACAUCAUGAAAAAGAAACUUGUAAUUGUCAAGGGAUACUAUGAGUAGUAAAAAAAAACUAAGGAUUUAGACAGUGGUUCCUCUCAGUCAAUAACCCAAUCCUUUGCAAUUGCAGCAAGAACAGGGGAGUGACAACAGAGUCGUGAAAAAAUAGCUUUCCUACUGAAUCGAGGAAAUGGACAGCUUGAUCUGGUCACCUGACUUUGAAACUGCUGAGUCUGACAGAGAGGGCAGGAACAUGCAAGGUCCAAGUUUCAGUCUAGCUUGGGUUCACGCAUUCUGUUCAUUGUAAUUACAAUCUGCUGCAAGAAAUUAUUGCAGUUGAUUUAUGACUUACAUAUUAAAGGAGCACUGACAUGCACUUUAGAAGUUCUAAAAUUUCCACCGCAUGCAAGUGCACAUAAAAUGAUGACACUUGACAAGUACAGUUGAACAUUGUUGUAAAGAAGUCAUAGCAUACAUGAAAAUACCUUUGUUAUAUCUAAUAUUCAUUAUAAGCAUAUAUUUGUUACACGUUGAUGUUUGUAAAGAAAGAUUCUAAAUUGACUGUUGUAUCCAUUCGUUACAUCUUAGUUCUUUAUAAAAUUUAGGUUUGACUGUGCGAAAGUUGGGUAACGUAAGGUAAUUUGAUACUCAAGUUGGUCGUAAAUCACUGAGCUUGACGCCGUAGACAUUGUUUUCACAACAUCAUGACACAGACCAAAAUUUUCUCACAUCAUGUAAUGGUAAGACUAAGUGUGAUGGCGUUGCUCGUUAAGGUAAACAGGAGUGCUGUACACACUACUUGUAGCUACACUCGCGUGUGGUGCCACAUAGAUUGCAGCAACCCAGUGUAUAACGACUUCAUGACGCAUCCACCUAGCAGGUACAGAAGCUGGUUCAUAGAGGCAAGUACAUAUUACGGUCAAUUAUUUAAGGUGCGCACACUAAUUUUUUCUAGAGCUUUAGAGAGUACGUGCCUUGAGUUAAUGCAAAAAAAAAAAAGUCAGUACUCCUUUAACUUGCAGUUUUGGAAGCCACUCAUUUUGCCAAGAAAUUAGGCUGUUUUGGAUUAUUGAGAAAGUUUACUGCAAGAAGAUGCAAAAAAAGAAAAAAGGGGUAAUAUGAAAGUGUUUAACUUAGCAGACAACCAGAAUUUUUGCUAUAGAAUUAACUAUAUUUGGUCGAGCAUACGUGGUCCGUAGGUGUGAAAUGUUUUUGAUAGUGUCAAGACUAUUGGAGACGCCUGGGUGUUUUAUACAUGGAAUGGUUUGGGAGCAAGAUUAUUGGGUUACUCAUGCUUCCCACGUUAGAGGUUUGUGUAGUUGUUUGUGUGCAAUGUGAUUAAUUAGCGUGCAUUCAAGAAAGAAAGCGUUGUGCAUUUGAGAAACAAUAAUCGUGUUAAAAAAACCCUAUUGAAAGACCAGUGUCAAUAGGAGUAUUGUUAGCUGUCAUAUAUGCAGCAUUACUUUUGUGUUUCUUUCUAUCGGUACUUUGUCACAGCAAAAGAGUUUGAAGAGCAGUGCUGAUCUUUUUCUUUUUUGCAAAGAUUGUGCUAAUAAUUUGAAAUUCCAGUGAAAUCUACUGAAUAUUCUUCUCUACCCACUAGAAAAAUCUAGCUAGAGAUGAACUACAGUUAGAAGUAAGGGGUCAAAUAUUAUAUUAGACACACACGUUUAAGCCUUGCAAAGAUUACGUACCGAGUCCCACAAAUCACAUCCGAGAAAACAGUAUGUCGACGACAAAAUGCUCAUGGAAUAUUUAUUAAAAAAAAACAGAGUUCAAUGUUUUGCAAAGUUGAAUAUGCCUUAAGAGUUGUAUAAGCAGGCGUUUCAUUGUGAUGUCUACAGGGUGUUUCAUGUAGCUUGAACCGAGGAUUUAACAAAGGUGGUUAUCCGCAGCUGAAUGAAACCAACAGCACGUGGCUUGCUGUCAUGUGGCGCUGCUUAGAGUAUCUUUCAUAUCCCACUUAAUUAGUUAACUAAGAUCAAUCAUGCAAAAUGUUUAAUAUUCACUUUAGGGUGAAGUGUGUUUAAUUAUGUUGUAGAGGGGAUUCAGAAAUGACUGAUUUUGUGGCGACGUACACCUGUGGGCGAAAGUAUACGGACCAGGGAUUGUGUGAUAAAACCUAUUUUCUCCUUUACCUGUGAGUGCAACUUGAAAUUAAAGACUGCAGUUCAAACUUGGCAUUGCAGAUUUUCUAGUGCACUCAUCAGUUUCUGUAUGUGCCCGUUAAUUAGUAAGAAAUUCUCUUUUUCCGGUGAUCCUGUGGUCCGUAUACUUGUGCUCACGGGUGUACAUUUCGUGUGGUGACAUUUUGCAGCGUUUAAAGAAAGCCCGCAAAAUAUGAAAUAAAACCAUAUGGCUGCGCCAUGCGCAAUCGCAUUGCAGCGGUCUGAACAACGCUGCAUGUGAAAGAACCAUACGUGCAGACCAUGGCAAAGUGAGUGGCCACGACUCUAGGCGUCGGUUUCGCGGUGCAUCAGCAUCUUGGGCGGGGGCAUACGCAAAGGAAGCACCCUCACCCUUGAUAAGCAAUGGGCUUGACGCACGAUUGAGAGCGCUGCAAUAUGAUAGCACGUGAGCACAGUCACAUGGUUUUGUUUCAUAUUUCACACGCUUUCCUUAAAUGCCCCUAAAAAUGUAUCGUUUCUGAACCCCCUCUACAACGCAACGAAACGCACAUGGCACUAAAGUGAAUAUUAAAAAUUUUGCAUAAUUGAUCUUAGUUAAUUAACUAAUUAAGUGGGCUAUAAAGAACACUCUAAAGCGUGCCACAUGGCGACAAACCAUAUGUUGUUGGUUUCAUUAAGCUGCGGUUAACCACUUCUUAAAAAUCCUUUGUUCAAGUUGCAUGAAACACCCUGUAUAUUAUGAAAAAUAUACUCUGCAAAUAAGCAUCGUAUUUUCGUUGUUUUUUUGUUUUUUUCUUGGAAGGGCUCCUUCUAAAAUGGCAUUCUGAAUCCACUCCACUCGCAGACAGCUUUCUGAGACGACGAAGAAAAAUCUACGGGGGCAAUGUGUGCAUGCAUGACAGCACUUCUAAAUAUAGUCCCACAGUUUCAAUUGAGUUCGCCAUGUAAUCUCCAAUGUAUCGUAUGUGUUACACUGUUUGGUAGCUCAAAAUUCGAAUUUACAGGGGUCCUGAACCAUCCCUCAGGCUUGGUGAAAAUAAACAAGUCUGCAGAUAGCAUAUGCUGCUGUGAACAUCUCAGCAGAAUUUCGCAGUCAUGAGCAGAGCAAAAAGUCAACUUUUUCUCAAACACACACUUUUCAACAAAAGCCUGCUUUUCUGGAUGCUUUAUCUCGUCAUAUAGCAGAUUCCCACACGUGGCUGCUAUUGGCGAAUAGCUGUUAUCAAUCGAGAAGGGCAUUUGGAUCAGUGCAAUUCUUUCUACUGUUACUGUGUAUAUUUGCCCGAAAUGUAUAUUUGCUGAGACAGCUUAAUAAACAGGCUGAAGUAAGGCAAAAUCUCCAUUUGAAAUUUGAUAAUAAUUAUGUUCUUCUGGAAGAAACCAAAUCUCAUCUGCUCACGCUCGGCCUCUCGUCUGCUCACGCUCGGCCAUGGACACCCACGCAGGAACUAAACUUUGGCCACCCUGCUUGUCGGUGUCAUAGCCAUCUGGUCUCUCUAAUUUCGACUUGUUUUGAACACUCAACUACUCGAACCGUGCGAAACUUAAGGGCGGGGCACACGCACGCUUUCCAGUGCGCUCUCACUUCUGGCCAUUCCUAGUUGGAUGCCUUGGCAGACUUGCUUUGCAUUGAGCUGCUGAUAGCGCUUCAAAAAUGUGCAAGUUGGACGUGGCUACUAUCCGUUGGUGGUCAAGCUGCUGCAGGACAGAGCUGGUCCACACCACGUAGCACAGCCAGACAGAAGCCUGUGAGCGAUGCCGUGACCGUUGCAGGGUGCAACGACGAGUCUGCUGACAAAGUACACCGUGUCUAGCCGACGACAACCGCAUUUGGCAUGUCAUAGGUGCCGAAAUUGGAAAUAGUGCCAUCUACGUGAACAUUCAAAGUCAAACUUGAACUACCCGCCACGGUGUCAUUCAGAAGGUAGGGCAUUGUGGGCACACACUGCUCUGCUGUAACCUUCGUAGUGCAAGGAAAAGAAAAAGGAGGGGAAGCCACACAAAGAGGAUCAUAGGUGACCUUUCAUUGCCAAUAACUCUGCAUCCACUGAGCACAUUGAAGUAUUUUUUGCAGCAAGGUAUUUCUGAAAAAGUAUUUUAAGUUCCAAUGUAUUUGUCAACUUCGAUACAAAGUGGUUCAGGGCCUCUUUUGAGUAUAGGAAACAUUAGGUAGCUCAUAGUUGCAUGUUUCAUACGUUUAAGAGGGUUUCCAAUUGUGAACAGUUUAGCAAACCAAUUACUAGUAAAUAAUUAAUGUACUGAUCAAGUUAGAACUCUGGUGUUGGGCUGCAGAGCACGAGGAUGCGGGAUCGAAUCCCGGCCACGGCGGCCACAUUUCGAUGGGGGCCAAAUGUGAAAACACCCGUGUACUUAGCUUUAGGCGCACGUUAAAGAACCCCAGGUGGUCGAAAUUUCCGGAGUCCCCCACUACGGCGUGCCUCAUAAUCAGAAAGUGGUUUUGGCACAUAAAACCUCAUAAUUUAAUUUUUUUAAAGUUAGAACUCAAAAAACAUUUGACAGUUUAUGUUGUAUCAAUGUACCCUUCGUGGCCAGAAAUAAAAACAAGCAAGUUGUUCUAAAAUUUUUGUGUGUGUGUGUAGAAGUGUGACCAGCAGUUUAAUUUGAGUUCGUUUAAGCUGGGUAAUAAAAAAACAUAAACAUGUUAUUUCAGAACUUGUACUAAAAUAAGACAUAAAACACUAUCAUCAUCAUCAGCCCAUUUUUAUGUCCACUGGGAGGAUGAAUGCCUCUCCCAACAAUAUCCAGUUCUUUGUUUUGCACUAGCAGAUUCCAGCUUGCGCUUAAAGUACACUACUGAGUGAUGGCAAGUUCAAAACUGUUGCAAGUAGAAAGCUAUGCCCAUUUAGUAUGGCAGAAAAUGUAGCCAAACUGCCAAACUUCUUGCAUAACAAAACGCGCUGAAGCACUGUUCCUGUAGUUUUGCUUUCAUGGCUAUAAGAAGUUGUCCACGAGCGUAGAGUAAAUUUGCCAGUCAUGAAAGGCAAGUUUUCUAGCUAGGUAAUCCUGAAAUAUGCUACGUCCAACUGCAAAUAUACUGAAAUUGGGCACUUAUUUGCUUGUCGUUUUCGGGAGUUGUAUGAUUAAAAUAUUGCUUGUGGCCUUCUCCAUUCCCUAACGUUCCCUAAAAAUAUUUUUGUUUAUUCCCUUCAGCCACAAAUAUGACUGAGUGGUCUUAAGGCCACUAAAUUGACAUGAUUUUCUGUAGAUAUGGCACAACCUUUGCAAAAAAGAAAAACAUUUUGACCCUUUAGCAUGACUUGUCACAUGGAGCCAGUCAUUACGACUGCAAAGCAUAAUUGAUUCCAGGCAUUGAGCUUUUGUAUAUAUUGUUAUAACAAGAACUGAAACAUUUGUUACAGGUGGAUGCACUGGUUAGUGCUGAGUUUAGGGUCUUGUGAUUCAAGAAAGUCUACCAAUUAACUGCAGUGAACAGGGUAAUACGUUAACGUCUUAUCAAACCUGGUAGUGCACAUUUUAAGAUACCAUAGUUUUGCAUUACUUUCCUUGUGAAACUGACUUAAAUUGUUUUUCACUGACUUGCAACAUUGUUUUAGCAAAGGAUUGCAUUUAUAUUCAGUGCUAUGCCCAAGCUUUCCUUUUUCUCUUGUCUUCACUGCUUGAACGUACAAAAGUAAAUUGUCACCAUACGUAGGCACUACGACCGAGAGUUGUUGCCAUGCAAGUGUAUCGUUAACCUGGCACAACUGUGCCUUUGUACUAGAUGCCCUUGUGUGUUAUCUUUUGACUGUAUUGCGGCAGAGAUGUACGUUGGUUUUCGUUGGAGAUGAAUGGAGUGCCAUACCUGUAGUCAUUAAAGGGACACUAAAGGGAAAAACGAUUUCUCCUGCAUCAGUAAAUUACCGUUCUACAACACCAAAAACACCACUCUUACAACGAUAAGACGUUUGGUGAGCCAGAAAAAGCGCAAGAACAAAAUACGAGUGGCAACGACUACUGAAGUCCCCGCACCUGGGGGCUGUGACGUCUUGGAUUUUGAUCGCAUCUUCUAGGUCCUACUAAUUAUAUAUAGCAGUACAGAUUGACUACAUUGUGUUCUAAAGGAACCAAAUAUUAAACGUGGCAAGUUUGGGGAACCUUUAUUCAGGCAACGCGGCCCAAAUGCGAAAACAUACUUUGGAAUCCCUGACGUCACGCUGACGUACCGGCGCAGGGGUUUCGGUGCGAAAUUAAAAUACUGAUACUUGGACCUUCAUUUUCUCAUCUAAUAAUAAAAGUAUAUUUUUUUAAAUGACUGCCUGCAGGGUUCUCAAACAAUGCUUCAUUAGUCUAAACUGAUUUAUUGUUUCGCUUUAGUGUCCCUUUAAGCGCAGGAUUGGUUGACUUGACCAGUACCCGGAAAGGUUGAAGAAACGUGUCAAAUAUAUUAUUCCUGGUAUUGAAGUGCUUGUAAAAAUGAAAUGAAAACCAAUGUGGGACAGGGGCAUCUGCAAGUUGUCCACCACCUCUUUGUAGUAUUCCGUUCAGUUCUACACUCUGUUUAGUACACGGCAGGUAACACCACGGAGGCUAGUAGAGAGGCGUCUCCAACUGCUAGCGUCCGUGACCAAGAAAUCAUGGCCACUUAUGAAAAGAGGACAUAGGUAUGCACCAUGUAAUUCGAUGUAACAUUGUCUCAUACUUUUGUGUCACAAAAUACGAUUCGACGCCUUCCAUGUAAUGGAAAGCGUCGAUGGUCUGAACCUAUGUACCACUUAACGAGGGGAGUGGCAUGUUUUACUGGAACCAGUGGCCAUAGUGCACCGCUUUCACCCGCGACCAAAGUGUAGUACAUUGCGUCCCAGAAGCGAAAAUGUGCACAAAUAAUGUGUGAUUUGACAUAGCCUGAUGUCCACAAGUUGUAGUUUAAUACACUAUGUAAUUAUCCCGUAGAAAGUGUCGCAGAUCAAGAACAGCACUGUGAAGCAUGUCGAGUGAGACGUGUAUGAUUACACUGGUUGUGUGGCUUCUGCAGCAUUGCCGGCUAGGUAUGAAAUGGGGUAUAAUUAGCUCUUCCCUUUAGCAGUGAACUGUACUGCACCUUCCACCAUGGUGUCGAGUCAUUGUGACACUACUGUUUUCAUGAAACUCUCAUUCUGCUGUGAAGUGUUCCUGCUUAUACUGUGUCAAUACUGCUAAACACUGUGAACAAAUGGAGCCGGAAAAAUUUGCGUUGCUGGAUGCCAAGUGCAUGGUAAAGCCUCACUAUUACACUUUAAAAAAAGUAAUGAUAACAUUACAAGAAGGCAAGAAACUUGCAAAACAAACCUUAUGAAUGGAAUUUGAUGUUUCCUAAUGGACUAUUUCAAGUAUUCUCCAGAACGAUCAUACGAAGCGAAAAUGUGUCACUGAGGUCUUGCUGCAUUGGGACCACUGGGGCUGUGUUUUCAAGCAAUUGCUUUCGAGGACAUCAUAGUCAUUGUGCAUCAAUUGGCUGAUAGCAUGCAGGAGUGGAUAUGAUGAGAGUUUUUCAGACCUGGACUGAGCGUUAUUUUCACGUCGUGAAAUUCUUGAGUGUAUCACCCCUUGGCGGUGGCACAGUGGCUGUAGCGUUGCACUGCCGAGCACAAGGUUGCGGGCCCAAUACUCGGGUGCACUUAAAAGGAAAAAAAAUGAAAAAACACUGAUGUAUUAUGCUUAAGGUGCAUCUUAAAGGACCCCUGGUGGUCAAAAUGAGUCCGGAGCUCCCUGUGCUACGACGUCCUUCGUAACCCACUGGUGCAGUUUUCGGGACAUUCACCUCACAAUUUUUAGUUUCUCAAAUGCAUUGACCCGAUGUUCAUCGCUCAAGUGAGAUGCUGCACUGGGUGUUACCUCAUGCAAAGCCCAAAGUGUCCGUAAAAUUGAUUGACAAUAUGGCCCCUGCUGAAUGACCCGCAAGGAUAUGCGUCUUUAGGCUUGUUGACGCUCUCAAACAAAAAGGCGAUAUGUCCACAUUCAGUGAACACGGAUGAGAGAGGAUACUUUAGCUAAACACCAUUCUCUGUGUUGUCCCGAUUGUCAGUUUUUAUAUUUGUGCCCUGAUGUGCUUGAACCAACCUGAUGACUUUUGCGGUGUCAAUGGGAUGCUUACUUGACAUAAAAAUUGUUUCAGCGCAAACACGUGCAACCACAAAGUAUCAAGGACGGGACACAAGCGCUGCGUCCCGUCCUUGAUACUUUGUGGUUGCAUGUGUUUGCGCUGUAACAAUUUUUAUGUGAGGUAUGCACCAACUCGCCCAGAAAGAUGUUUUAAUGGGAUGCUUGUUUGUUUGUGACAUCACUGCUGCUUUAUUGCCCGCAAAUGCUAGCAUGUCAUGCAGCAAAGGUCAAUUCGACCCCGUUGCUGCUUCACUUAAAGCUAACUACAACAAAAUUAUGCUUUUGCUAAAUUGGUUGUAAAUGAGUAAGUACUGUACACAUAUUAUAAUGAGGCGAUGUUGGCAAAGGUGUGGGCCUGGUAGUUGUCUAAUUUUCUUAACAGCCUUUAAAUGGCACAUGAGCUCUUGACACCUGCACCUGAUGGUUAGUGGAUGUGAUGCAAAUAUCAGAUGAUGGUCUCCGAGAAUUUCAGCAUGCUGCAGGUGGUGCCUUACCUCUGAAGUCAUGCUGAGGACCUAUGGCAUUUCUCAACGUUCUUGGUUUUGCAUCAUUUUGGGCAAGCGGCGAUGGCAGUGUUAUUUUUUCACUUUUGGAGUAAAAAGUUGACAUUUUGCAAGUUUUUGGUGACAUAUCCAAUCGCAAACGUAAAAUUUGAACUGAGGCUGUUAUAUAUCUGCAGUACCUGAAACUAGGCGUUUUGCACUGUACUAAAUUUUGUGGCAGUUCACCUUUAAGUGCAUUUGUUUGCAGUGGUACAUAUAUGUUAUUGAGCUAGGCAAGCAUUAGCCACUGGUCUAGUUGGUUAGACAUACUAGGGCCGCAGCACAGGAAGGACACAAAAGUGUGGCACAAGUAUUACGUUUUUGUGUCCUUUGUCCUUCCUGCACUGUAGAGCUGGACAAACUUUGUAAGUGCACACUUCAUGGCAGUAAGAGAGUUAGAUAAUAAUACGCCUUCUGAAAGCAGUUCAGUGUGCUAUCUCCUUGCACCUUAGCAGACAUCAACGCCCUCUACCAACCUAGCCCUUUUAAUAAAGUGAAGAUUUCGAUGAAGUGGCAAGCUCCAACGCAUUGUGAAGCGAUAACAGGAACUGAAGUGCAAGCAUGAUGUACUGUAGUCUACGUAUUCUACAGGAAUUUUCAAAGUGCAAAAGCUUUUUCUGCAGAAUGUUGAGCAACUGCUAUUCCAAGUGGCGUAGCAGAUUCAGAUGGCUAAAUGGAAUGAUGAGUUAAGAUCACAGGCUUUAGUACCAAAUCCUUCUGAAAGCACUGUGAUGGUAACACUAGCUUUAAUGAUAUGACACAGCGCCUGCUAAGCGUUGAAAUGGGUGUCUAGGUGUGUGUGUCUACGGUAGCCUGCAAGGUGGAGGAAGAUUCAUGAAAGGGGGAAAUUGUGAUUCACCCGACUGCAGCACGAAAUUCUCGGGAAGAAAGCUUCGCAGUUGACGAAAAACUCGUCCAGGCCCAGGUGUUGAACUCGCGACGAACACCUUUCCAGGGCAGCCACUCUACAAUCUGAGCUAACCAGGAGAAUAGCAGAUCGCAGGACAAUGGCAAAUUAAUUGACAACUCUACCGUGCCACAGUCAGGUAGAUGACAAUUUUUCCUUUCGAAAUAUUACUUGGCAAGUCUGUCAUAAACGUCUGGUGCUAAUCCAACCUUGCCAAAUAUUACCAGUAACCACUUCUUUGAAGGACUACUACACUUGAGGCUUCAUUGCUGUGCAGAUGUACCAGUUUCUAAGUUAAUGUGUGGAUCAGUAAGCUAACUUGGCACUGUGCGAUACAGUCAUCUAAUCAAGCAUAUUUCCUCAUUAGUCUCCUGGUAAAUUUGUUACCUUAAUUUAUCUAAAAAAUUGUUUCCUUGGUGCAUCUCACCAUAUCUGCAUUGCUAAAUAUAUUUCCCUCCAUUUAGAUUUAGGGAAGACAUUCAGUUCCCUAUUGAAUGUCAGCUUUUUCUUUAAUAUUCGUGUUUCACCCUAUUAGUAAGUUAUGUCAUUUGGAAACCCCCAGCUAUUUCCCAACUCCCUUUAAUUCAGCAUGCAUACCUAGUCGAUGCAUACCUAGGCUGCUGAAGCAUCUUCAUAAUGCACCUGUGCACUCAAGUUCUUGUGCCGGCAAUUUCAAACAUAUUUUUGUAAUGUUAUACUAUAUCGUUACAUGUAUUAUGUGACCAUCAGCCAUGGUAUUUUCCACUGCAACUCAAGAACUGCCACCUUUUGAAAUGAAUGUGCCAAAUAAAAAAAGAAGCUCAAUUGCCUUGCAAAAUACUGGCAAGCUGUGUAAACAGUCCUGCAAAAGGGAGCUGGAGAGGUCUUAAAAGUUGAAACAUAACUGUGCUCUUGACUUGGUUUGAAUGUAGUAAUACGAAAUGGGCUCUAGUUAUUUCACCAUCAACUGUGUGCUGGUGAUAGGACGAGCAUUUAAUAAUUAUUGUCCUGUUUAAGUAGGCAGUUUGUGCAUGAUCAUGUUGCCUAUGCUAAUGUUCACACUUCAUUUGUUGCUACAAAGGCAAACUCUCCUCCCUGAUAGGUCUCUAAAUCCGGUGAUGUCAUGUGUUAAGUGGACAAAAGAGUCCUAAUUUGAAUUUCAUAUCUAUUUCAGCUUAUUAACA
Dermacentor albipictus is the source of this 14982-nucleotide messenger RNA. It is a transcript of the gene sav, whose product is annotated as scaffold protein salvador. The record is from RefSeq and is a predicted model, not a curated record. Gene Ontology annotation, cellular component: cytosol. Gene Ontology annotation, biological process: apoptotic process; hippo signaling; positive regulation of apoptotic process. Gene Ontology annotation, molecular function: molecular adaptor activity; protein binding. NCBI's taxonomy places the organism in Eukaryota, Metazoa, Arthropoda, Arachnida, Ixodida, Ixodidae.